AUGGCAGGUCCUCACGCUAAAGCAUACAUGGGCUGGUGGGGAAACAUCGGUUCCCCCAAGCAAAAGAAUGUCGCUACCUACACCGUGUCUCCAUACGCGACCAAGCCUUUGAAGAACAACUUGUACAACGCUGUCUUCAACACCUUCAGAAGAACCAAGAACCAGGCUUUGUUCAUCAUCAUUCCUGCUGUUGUUGUUUGGAAUGUCUGGGUUGUUGCCAGAGACUACAACGAGUUCUUGUACACCAAGGCUGGUAGAGAGGAGUUGGAGAGAGUCAACGUUUAA
Messenger RNA from Australozyma saopauloensis, 285 nucleotides. It is a transcript of the gene QCR8, whose product is annotated as ubiquinol--cytochrome-c reductase subunit 8. The record is from RefSeq and is a predicted model, not a curated record. Gene Ontology annotation, biological process: mitochondrial electron transport, ubiquinol to cytochrome c. The transcript has a single exon. The coding region runs from base 1 to 285 and encodes 94 amino acids. NCBI's taxonomy places the organism in Eukaryota, Fungi, Ascomycota, Pichiomycetes, Serinales, Metschnikowiaceae.